Molecule: messenger RNA, 3120 nt
Organism: Tripterygium wilfordii
Lineage: Eukaryota; Viridiplantae; Streptophyta; Magnoliopsida; Celastrales; Celastraceae
Exons: 5
Coding region: 815-2893 (692 amino acids)
Cellular component (GO): cytoplasm
Molecular function (GO): protein kinase binding
Source: RefSeq, a predicted model, not a curated record
GAUUCGAUAGAGCGACAAAGUUUGCGUUGCACCCGAAAAACAACACAACACAACGCGCACCCUUCCUUUAAUUUUGUGCCUUUUUUUAUGCUGUAAUGAGUCCCGAUCGGAAUCAUAUUCCUCAUAUCGCAACCAACCGAAGCUCGCCAGUCGUAGCAACCAAACAUAGCAGUUUGUCAAUUCAUGGGGAAGGUGACAUUCCGUUCCGGAUAGACUUGGGUUUCGGUUUGGCAAUCAGAGCCGUUGAUUUUGGCAUAAUAUAUAUUCGUAUUCUAGGGUUAGCGUUUAACUGGCCAUGCCUCUCUCACGCCGUCCGUUGAAAGCAAUAAUAGAAUAGUCAGAUACAUAUAACAGUAAUAACGCUCUUUUUCUCUUGGUUGCCCUCUCUUACAGGAACUCAAUCUGGCUAGAGUUAGGCCAGUAUCUCUUAUCCACUCAAGAGACAGGAGUUUCCUACUCCGCAAAGGUUUCUUUCAUUCUGGCAGCUACAACAAAGUCUAGCUCUACUCGCACCUCUAGGUGGGUGUGGGGUGAAAACGAGGGAGUGAUAUUGGUUUGUGUUUUACGAAGAUCAAGAUCAUCACACAUUUGGAGAUUGAGUCGUCUUUCAGAGGGUCUAUCCCUUGAUUAUGGCUAAGGUUCCUGUUUGAGAAGUCCUGGAAGCUUGAUAGUACAAUUUCAUAUUUUCGAAGCAACUUAUUCUGAUUUGGAGUUAAAGAAAUCAAUGAGUUUUACUGCACAGGUGAUCUGUUGAUUUUGCAUGUAAUGCACAAGUAGGUUGAGUGUGGAUGUAGUUCUCAUCAGUAUCUCCAGAAUGUUUAGGUUUUCAUGCUUCCACGCUCAUGCAAAUAAUUCUCACAAGCCAAAGAAAAUGGUUCAGCCAUCUAGUGAAACAGUGCAUAAGACUUUGCAAGAUAUUCCCCAAAUUCAAGCUCCCAAGCCAUCAUCUGAUUAUACUGUUUUAAACUCAUCAGCACAACCUUGUAGUCCAACUGGAGACUGCAGUCAUCAUGUCACAAGUUCACCAAUUUCGGUUGAACGUGGCUGGAAAUCAGAGGAAAUUAAGGGCAAACUCACUCCGGAGAGAGAUACUGGGUUCCUUUCAAAGGGCCGUCUUAUGAAAAGCCAGUCUCUUGGAAGUGGACUAUGCCUGGAGGGGAGAAAUCAUGGUGACAACAAUACCGAGGAUGAGACAGAUCAAGAAUUCUCUUCUAGCGUGCUACCAGAAGGCAGUAGGGAUCCAGGAGUAAGCCCCAGCAGUGAGCAUCGAAUGGGCAUGAACUCGGAUUCUAUCCACAUAAGUUCUGAUCAUGUUGAUAAUAUAGCAAUCUUCUCAAUUGGAGAUACUCAGCAUUUGGAGAAAGGUGGCCAGGAAACUUCUGAUAACGUCUUAUCUGGUGAGCAUGCUAAUGAUUCAGGUGACCCCUCACCUCGCAGCCCUCUUGUCAUCGUCAAAUCUCAUUCUUUGUGCAACCUUGGUCACUUGUCACCCACUUCUGGAAAAUGUUCUCCUUUCAAACCGUUAGUGCAGCAGUCGAGAUCUUCUGAUGACCUACAUGUUUUAAAUACGAGGCAGAAAGAAAUUUCCACCCAUGAGUUUGAAGCACGGAUACUUCAAGAGCAAGAAUAUGAAAAGGAGCAUGAAACUGAUAAAAACAACUUUGAAGCUUCUGUUGAUGAUGGUUAUAAUUCCUAUAAUUAUUCUGCUGUUGCUAAGGACUGGAUAAUACCAGCCACCAAUGAGGUAUUUGGAAAGAACAUCCAAGGUGAAUCUUCCUUUGAGCGGUGGCAAGAGUUUCCAAGCAAGAAUUUUAAGAUCAAGCGCAUUGAGGAGUGGGUUAAUGAUCUUCAAUACUGUAGCCCACUUGAAGAGGCUAAUGAAUCUUCCCCUUGUAACAAUCAGGUGAAUGGAGAUUCAACUGUCUCUAAUGGUCUGACCACUUCAAAAGUGGAUAGUAGGGUCACGCCUAGCAUGGAAGCUGCCAAAAGAUACAUUUCUUCUUUGAGUGCCUUUGCAACCACAGCUCAGUUGUCAAAUCAUGGGUUGGUAGUGAUUCCAUUUCUUAGUACAUUUGUAAGUCUGAGGGCACUUAAUUUGUCAGGGAAUGCCAUAGUGAGAAUUACUGCGGGUGCACUACCUCGUGGACUUCAUGUUUUGAAUCUGUCAAAAAACAGCAUCACCACCAUUGAGGGGUUACGUGAACUUACUCGACUUCGCGUGCUGGAUUUGAGCUACAAUCGGAUAUUGAGAAUAGGACACGGUCUGGCUUCUUGUUCCUCUCUCAAAGAGUUAUACCUGGCUGGAAACAAGAUUAGCGAGGUGGAGGGGCUUCAUCGUCUCUUAAAACUGACUGUGCUGGAUCUGCGCUUCAAUAAGAUUUCUACAGCCAAAUGUCUUGGCCAGCUUGCUGCUAACUACAAUUCCUUGCAAGCAAUCAGCUUGGAAGGAAACCCAGCCCAGAAGAAUGUUGGAGAUGAACAACUGAAGAAAACUUUGCAAGGCCUUCUUCCACAUCUGGUUUAUUUUAAUCGGCAGCCUAUUAAAGUCAGCACUUUAAAGGAUGUUGCAGACAGAGCAGUUCGACUUGGAAUUAGUGCUCGUCAAGGUGAUCGUGGCCUUAGAUUAGAAAACAAGGGUACGAGGAAAGCUGGCCAUGGUCUAGCUGCACAACGGCCAUCAUCUUCUUCAACUCUUGGUCGUAAAAGUCAAGCUGUCGUGUCACCAAAACGAUCCAGAGGCAGGCGUGUCCGCCUACCCCCACCUCCAAGUGGUACGAAAGCAACCACAGGGGAUCAGCAUCACCACUAUGAUUUUGGCGACAGACUUCUUAACCUCAAGUCAGAGUUAUCAAUUCGAAGGAGUCGAAGUGAAGGAACAUUGGGAGCACUCUGAGAUGAUAUCUUGCGAUAUUACACUGGAAGGCAUGUCUCUUGGUUGUUGGUUGUUGGUUGUGGUCUCUGUCAGCUUUUAAUAUUAGUCCAAAGAUAUUUCAUAAGCUUUUUGCCUUUUUGUUGGGAAACAUGGUAUGAUUUUUAGUCAUUGAGUUGAGUACUUAAAUUUUCUAGCAUUAGUUGUUUUAUCUACUCUUUACGGAUGAUAUUGGCCUGUUGGAAAAUAAA